GUUUACGCUCCGCCGUCACGUGACCACCGUUUGAAAGCGAGGCGUACCCCAAUGGCGUACGGACUUAUAACGAAAUGGGGUGUUUGAAUGUCGAUCAUGUCUAUGGCCAAAGUAGUUGACGUUUAAAGACACGAUGCUCAUACAAGAACCAGUGCAGGCUGCGAUCUGGGACGCUCUGAACAACUAUGCAGUUACUGAUGCUACUUUUUUGGCUGAAAGAUUAUUUUCAGAAGUUGCAAAUGAUGAGUCUUUGUAUCUUCUUGCUACCUGCUAUUAUCGGGCAGGGAAACCUGUUCAGUCUUAUUUACUGUUGCAGUCCCGUGGAUGCCACACGGCUCAGUGCAAGUACCUUUUGGCAAAAUGUUGCUUUGAUACUGAUAGAUUAUCAGAAGCUGAAGAGCUCUUGGUUGGAAAUGCUGUCUCGAAGAGCAAAACAUUUGAAGAAAUUGAAGUGGAAUAUGGUCCAGUGGCCUGCCAUGUAUUUAGCUUAUUAGGAAAUCUUUAUAGUAAAACGGAGCGAUUUUCACAUGCUUCAGAAUGUUAUCAAAAAAGUUUAAAACUAAAUCCUUUAUUAUGGUCUUCAUUUGCUAAACUCUGCAGUCUAGGUGAAAAAGUUGAUGUUACAAAGAUCUUCCAGCCACCCAAAGUCCCCUUUCCUCAGUCUACACCUAUCCACAGCACCAAUCCUUUUUACCAACCUCCAGAUGGAAAAUUAAAAUUGAUGCAAUUACACCAGUCUCCUCACAUAAUCCCUAGUUCUCAGGACAGCAUUACUCCAGUGUCAGACUGUACACCUGCAGGAAUUUGUAAGUUCGAGUCUCCCUUGCCAGCAGACAAACUAAUGACGCCAGAUGCCUUGAGCCCUCCUAGCAGUACGGAUAGUUCCUUUCACCAAGGAAUUCAAUCUUUGCGUGCCAGUCGCGGACAGUACCUCAGUAGUGGCAACCGUCUUAAUUUUUCUUCCCUCAGUCCUUUAACUCCAAGUUUUGGAGUGUUUCCAUUAGAAGUACCGAGUCCUCAAGAGAGUGUGCCCUAUAUUACUCAAGUUACUCCUGUUGGUCUUUCAGAGAAUUUAGUUUCUGAUCAACCCCGUGCACCCCGGGGUCAAAAGCCUGUUACACGUAGAAGUCAAAACCAAAACCUUCAUCCCUCCAUACCAAAGCCGACAGUUUUUAGUCAAUCAGGCAACACCAACACGCGAGAACUGGCUACUUCUAAUCAACAGUCAGGGUUGCAGACUAAUGUAACAAAUGUUCGUCGCAGUCAAAGAUUAUUUGGGAAUUCUAGCUCUGUUAAAGAAAACAACAAAAGUCAGAGUAAGUCACGCUUCACAAGUCCCAAGUCUGGUACUAGAAAGUCUAAGAGCAAACUGAGCAAGUCACAGCAAGAAAUGAACGAGAUCAACAAAGGAGAGAACAUCCUUGAUUGUAAGCAGUCUUGUGGUUAUGAUGGCCCUAACUAUUCCCAGUUGGCCCAUAUGAGACAACAGUCACUAGCUGGUAUACUGAAACUGCUGCAAAGUAUGGGGCGAGCAUUCCAGGCUCUGACACAGUACGAGUGUAAACGGGCUAUUGAAUUGCUCAGUGAGUUACCACAACACCAGUACCAGACUGGCUGGGUCCUUUGCCAAGUGGCUAGAGCCUACUUUGAGCUAAACAAUUACAUUCAAGCUGAAAAAGUGUUUGCUGAAUUGCGUGAAUUGGAACCGUACCACAUGGAAGGGAUGGAUCUAUACAGUACUGCUCUUUGGCAGCUACAGCGUGAAGUAGAAUUGUCUGCUCUGGCACAAGAACUCACAGAAAUGAAUAAAAAUGCUCCUGAGGCAUGGUGUGCAACGGGGAACUGUUUUAGUUUACAGAAAGAGCACGAUACAGCUAUUAAGUUUUUUCAAAGAGCAAUUCAGGUUGAUCCUAAUUUUGCCUAUGCAUAUACUUUACUGGGCCAUGAAUAUGUCUUUACAGAAGAAUUUGAAAAAGGUUUAUCGAGUUUCCGUAAUUCUAUACGAGUUGAUUCCAGACAUUAUAAUGCAUGGUAUGGAGUUGGAAUGAUCUAUUAUAAACAAGAGAAAUUCCAACUUGCUGAAUUGCACUUCAAUAAAGCACUGAUGAUUAAUCCCAAAAGUCCUGCUCUGCUUUGUCACGUUGGUGUGGUGCAACAUGCAUUGAAGAAAUCGGAAAUGGCGCUACAGACCCUUGAUAGAGCCAUUUCUAUUGAUCCCAACAACCCUCUUUGUAAAUUCCAUCGUGCUUCCAUUUUAUUUGCCAAUGAUAAACAUAAAGAAGCCUUAGAAGAAUUAGAAGAACUGAAACAAAUUGUCCCUAAAGAAUCUUUAGUAUAUUUUCUAAUAGGAAAGGUACAUAAAAAACUUGGAAAUACCCAUUUAGCUCUGUCUAAUUUUUCUUGGGCAAUGGAUCUGGAUCCAAAAGGUAUAAAUAAUCAAAUUAAAGAAGGCAUAGACAAACGCUAUGUAACAGACGAUGAUGAUUCUCUUGUCAAAAUGAACGAUCCAGUUGGUGUUGAUGACAACGGUGGAGAGGCUGAUUCUCAAGAGGCUGCUUCUCGUAGCAAUUCCUCUAACAUUUCCAAUAUUGAUCAUGAGGACCUUCAACUGCAGGCCAUGGAGAGCGAUGAGAGUUUGUGAUAGUGGCUUACUAGUGUCGGUGGUUGGUUUGGCAGUUAGUGAUGUGGUGUAUGUAUGCCUGUAUGUACAAGGUGGGGGGGUUGGUUGGUUGCAGUUGCUGGUGGCGGCGGCACUGGGGCAGGAAGCAGAAAAGAGCAGCAGGAAGAUCACAGAUGGUGGCAACAACAACACAUGGUCUGCUUUGUUAUUAACCAAAUGGAAAGAUAGCAAGAUGAUCAAUCUGCCAAACCAGAUGGACAUAGGUCAUUUUUUUUUUUUUUUUUGUGACUCUUUCUCUCUUCUCUCUCCUCCUCUUCCUCCUCCAAACUGUCAGAGACAGAUAAACAUUUCCAAAUGACAGCUGAUAUUCAGCUUCUCGUAUUGUUAGCUGAAAACUAAAUGGACAGAAAUUCCAAGCAAAAAAAUAUUACAAAAAAAAAAAAUAAAAGAAAAAAAUAAAAGCACACACACACAUCCACACAUAAACGCUCUCAUACAAACAAAUUGUAACACCUCCUCCACAAAUAAAAUAUUAAAAUAAAUAAAAAAAAAAAAUCUUUCAGGAAAACAAAAAAAAAAACCUCCCAAAAAAGAACUGAAAGAAGACGAAAUAUCUGCUAGGCAAAUUGGUAUUAGUAGAUAUGUGUCCAAGAAUUCUGACUUUUCCUUUUAUUGUUUAUUACCAUAACUUCUCUCAGCCUUGUUGUUUCUACAACAACAAUUGCUUUGACAGCUCAAAGGAAAUAAUAAAUAUAUAUAAAAUAA
This is a messenger RNA of Octopus sinensis (East Asian common octopus), 3385 nucleotides long. RefSeq names its product cell division cycle protein 27 homolog. Gene Ontology annotation, molecular function: protein binding. NCBI's taxonomy places the organism in Eukaryota, Metazoa, Mollusca, Cephalopoda, Octopoda, Octopodidae. The coding region runs from base 134 to 2641 and encodes 835 amino acids. Gene Ontology annotation, biological process: cell division. The transcript is spliced from 20 exons. The record is from RefSeq and is a predicted model, not a curated record.